GUUUCGAUCUCUGGUCUCUUUCUCUUCUGCUCAAUUUGAAGGGCUAACAGAGAAACCCUUCUCCUUCCACCCUUCCAUAUAUCCCAAUCCUCCUCUCCAACCACUCACUCUCCCAAUAGAAUCAAAUCAAAUCCGGAAAACACUAUACUAUAAAACUCCACAUUUAUUUCUGGAUCUCUCUCUCCUACUUCUGCGGCCGCUUCUCUAGAGGAUAUCCGAGACACCAAUCCUAAGAAUCUAUUUUCUUGAUUCAUCUGUCCAUGGCGGAUUCGGAAAAUGCCCUUCCAUCUUCUAAGAAACGUGCUGCAGGAAGGGAACUGUCUCGUGAUAAUCCAGGUCUUGAUGAUGAGGAGGAUGAUUCUGACCUAGAGGCUGGAACUUUCAAGAGGGCCAGUGAAGAAGUGCUAGCAACAAGAAAGAUUGUUAAGGUUCGUCGCCCUCCGGCAACUUCAGCUCCUACUUCCAACCCUUUUGCUGGGAUGCGCUUGGUUCCUCAAUCUGAAGCUAGUGCAGACCCUUCUCAAGUCGCCGCUGAUGCACAACCUGCUAGUGAUGCAAGAAUUCUAGAUGGAGCUAAUCAGGAGUUUGACAAAUCUGCUGGAGAUAAGGAGAGUGAUGUGAAGGAGGAAGACAAAGUUCCCAGUGAGGCAACAGAGCCUGGUGUAGCACAUGAUCAUACUGAAGCUGAAUCUGCUGCAGAUAAGGAGAACAUUGUGAAGGAAAACAACAAUAUAUCUGGGGAACCAGCUGUUGGAGAAGAUAAGGCUAAAAAUGACUGUGAGGCUGUAAACGAGGUAAAGACUGUAAUUGAUGGUGAGACUGGAAAUGGUGAGAAGGCUGAAAAUGAAGAGAAGAGAGAGAAGAAAGAUGAAACUGUGGAACCAAGUGCUGAAGGUGCCACUUUGAACUCAUUUCAGCAGCUUUCGAGUAGUCAAAAUGCCUUCACAAAUCUUUCUGGAACUGGGUUUUCCACUUCCACCUUUUCUUUUGGGCUUAUUUCGAAGGAUGGGUCUGCAUUGAGUACUGGCUCUGGUUCACUUUUCGGGUCAAAAAGUGAUUUCUCUUCUGGUCUCGGUCUAUCUAAUAAUGGAAGUUCAUCACUCUUUGCCACAACAGGGCCUUCAAUUGUCCCCAGGGGUGACAUCCCUUCAAUGCAAGAGGUUGCAGUUGAGACUGGAGAAGAAAAUGAGAAAGCGGUUUUCACUGCUGAUGCGGUGCUGUUUGAAUUUAUCGACGGAGGCUGGAAAGAGCGUGGAAAGGGGGAUCUGAAGGUAAAUGUAUCUGAUUCUGGGGCUGACAAAGCCAGACUAGUUAUGAGAGCCAAAGGAAUUAGGAAGGUAAUUUUGAAUGCAAGUCUUUACCCAGACAUGAAGCUGGCAAAUAUGGAGAAGAAAGGUGUUACGUUUGCCUGCAUGAAUAGUAUUGAUGAAAAGAAGGAUGGGUUAUCCACAUUUGCGUUGAAGUUCAAGGAUGGGUCCAUAGUUGAGGAAUUUCGUUCUGCUGUUACAGAGCACAAAGGCAAGACAGCUACCGUUAUGAAGACUCCUGAAAACUCCCCCAAGUGAUUGAGAGGCGGCAAAUGUCAAUGCUCAGUGAGUUAUAUAUCCUCGUCUCGAGUUUGAGUUUAAAGUCGUUUUCCCUUUUGCGGAGAAAACAGAGUUCAAUUUAUUUAGAGUCUGGCAAUUCUAAGCCCUUUUGUAGCAGAGCUAAUGAGCUAGUCAUGUUCAUUUUGUUGUAGUUUACUUUCGGUCUAGUCUUUGAAAGAUGGUGUCAACUUCAUUCCCGGAUAUAUCUAGGUACAGACUAUUUUAAGCUCUUGGGAUGCUGAAUGCUUGAUAAAGUUCCAUAAUUCGUCCCUUAUCUGCAAUAUAUAUUGAACUGCUGUGUCAGAUAUUGAAAGUUUCGUGUUUGAACUGCUCAUCAAUAUUAGCUGCAUUGCAUUUCAAGAAUUUGCGAAUUUGGAUUCAGUUUCUUGUUGGGGCACUUCAAUAAAAUGAAAUGAGAAUCUAUAAUUUGAAUUUUU
Molecule: messenger RNA, 2023 nt
Organism: Fragaria vesca subsp. vesca
Lineage: Eukaryota; Viridiplantae; Streptophyta; Magnoliopsida; Rosales; Rosaceae
Exons: 2
Coding region: 261-1565 (434 amino acids)
Biological process (GO): intracellular transport
Cellular component (GO): cytoplasm; nuclear pore
Molecular function (GO): GTPase activator activity
Source: RefSeq, a predicted model, not a curated record